GCGCGGAUCCGCGCGUGUCUUGGACCCACGUGUGCGACUGGCUACGAUGGAAGUCAAAGGGAAGAAGAAAUUCACGGGAAGGGGUACCAAGACGCCACAAGAAAACAGAUUUCACAAAGGCAAUGAGCCGGGCUCCUCAAAGACCUUCCCCAGAAGAGCUGCUCCGGGUGGUGGACCUAAAGGGCCGUCUAAGGCCUUGAAGAAAAGUGCCGGCACACCCGGCAAGAAGGGGGUGAAGCACUUCAGGAGCAAGACGCCGGGGGCGAAGACGGCCAAGAGCAAGCUCCCGCAGGAGAACACACCUCACGGGAAGAGAAAGUUCCAGCCUGACAGCAAGAGCGAAGAAUCGGCGGCCAAGAAACCCAAAUGGGACGACUUCAAGAAGAAGAAGAAAGAGCUGAAACAGAGCCGGCAGCUCAGUGACAAAACCAACUACGACACCGUGGUCCGGGCCAAGCAGAUCUGGGAGACCCUUAGGAGAAAAGACUGUGACAAAGAAAAGAGGGUCAAGCUGAUGCGGGAUUUGCAGAAGCUGAUUCAAGGCAAGAUUAAAACGAUCGCCUUUGCACACGACUCCACGAGGGUGAUCCAGUGCUACAUCCAGUACGGGAACGAGGAGCAGCGCAGGGAGGCCUUCGAAGAGCUGCGGGAUAAUCUGGUCGAAUUGAGUAAAGCCAAAUACUCCCGGAACGUGGUUAAGAAGCUCCUCAUGUACGGGAGCAAGCCCCAGGUGGCCGAGGUCAUCCGCAGUUUCCGGGGCCACGUGCGGCGGCUGCUGCGGCACGCCGAGGCCUCGGCCAUCGUGGAGUAUGCCUACAACGACCGAGCCGUGCUGGUGCAGCGGAACCUGCUGACGGAGGAGCUGUAUGGGAACACCUUCCAGCUCUACAAGUCCGCAGAGCAGCCCACGCUGGACAAGGUCCUCGAGGCACAGCCCACCAAACUGGAGGUCAUCAUGGACGAAAUGAAGCAGAUCCUGACACCAAUGGCCCAGAAGGAGGCUGUGAUCAAACACUCCUUGGUGCAUAAAGUGUUCUUGGACUUUUUCACCCAUGCGCCCCCGAAACUGAGGUCGGAAAUGAUCGAGGCCAUCCGGGAGGCUGUGGUGUACCUGGCGCACACUCAUGACGGGGCUCGCGUGGCCAUGCAUUGCCUCUGGCACGGCACCCCCAAGGAUCGGAAAGUGAUCAUGAAAACCAUGAAAACGUACGUGGAAAAGGUGGCGAAUGGCCAGUACUCCCAUCUGGUCUUACUGGCGGCAUUUGACUGCGUCGAUGACACCAAGCUUGUGAAGCAGAUCAUCUUAUCAGAGAUCGUCAGCUCCCUGCCCAACAUCAUCGGGGACAAGUACGGAAGGAAGGUCCUGCUGUACCUGCUGAGCCCCCGGGACCCUGCGCACACAGUCCCCGAGAUCAUCGAGGUCCUGCAAAAGGGGGACGGCAACAUGCACAGUAAGAAAGAUGCCGUGACCCGCCGGCGGGAGCUCCUGGAGACCAUCUCCCCGGUGCUGCUGAGCCACCUGCAGGAGCACGCCCAGGAGAUGGUGCUGGACAAGGCUGCGUGUGUGCUGGUCACCCACAUCCUGGGCUCCGCCCUUGGGGACGUCCAGCCCGCCAUGAGGGCCAUCGCCAGCCUGGCGGCAGGAGAGCUGCACCCCGGGGGCCGGGAUGGAGAGCUUCACCUUGCGGAGCACCCUGCAGGACACCUGGUUCUGAAGUGGCUCAUAGAGCAGGACGGGAAGGUGCAGGAGCGUGGACGAGAAGGCUGCUUUGCAAAGAUCCUCGUGGAGCACGUGGGGAUGAAGAGCUUGAUGUCGUGGGCGAGCGUGAACCGCGGUGCCAUUGUCCUCUCCAGCCUUCUCCAGAGCUCGGACCAGGAAGUCGCAAGCAAGGUCAAGGCUGGGCUGAAGAGCCUGGUUCCCACGCUGGAGAAGAGCAAGCCCACCAGCAGAGGCGUGCAAACACUGCUGGAAAAGCUGGUGGCCUAGAGGGGACAGCGACAGGCAGGACAGGGCCACUGCCCCCGCCCUGCUGCGCUGGACUGUACAAGCAUCUAUUUAUAAAGAUCUUUCUCAAA
This is a messenger RNA of Echinops telfairi (small Madagascar hedgehog), 2076 nucleotides long. RefSeq names its product pumilio RNA binding family member 3 (gene PUM3). The coding region runs from base 47 to 1987 and encodes 646 amino acids. The transcript is spliced from 18 exons. Gene Ontology annotation, biological process: regulation of translation. The record is from RefSeq and is a predicted model, not a curated record. Gene Ontology annotation, cellular component: nucleolus. Lineage: Eukaryota; Metazoa; Chordata; Mammalia; Afrosoricida; Tenrecidae. Gene Ontology annotation, molecular function: mRNA binding.